AUGGAAGAAAGUCGAUCAAAUGACCUCAAGGUGUUAGAACUUGCCCUUACAAUGAAAAAACUGAAAUUGAAAGAGAUGCAGUUGGUUUUCAACUCUGAUUUGAAUCAUCUAGAGAGGUCAAAGUUGACCAUGGGAAUGUCAAAGGCGUCUUUUAGAGUUAAAAAGUUUAAGAAUCAAUUAGAAGAUUUGAGACAUGGUGAACUGAUUCAAAACUGCAUAGAUUGUCUUAUUCCUGGUCUUCUUGUCAUGUCCUCCUCACUUACAUAUGGUGCUUAUGUUUAUUCCUAUGAACAAAUUGCUGAAUCAACUACAUCAUGCAAUCGUUCAAAUAAGGAAUUCAAGUCGUGGUGGAGUCUGAAAUCAAUGUUCUCUUUGGAUUCAAAGUUACACGUUUUAUGGUGUCAAGUUCAAGUUAUGAGCCGAAUAGCAUUUGGCGUCUAA
This is a messenger RNA of Lathyrus sativus (Indian pea), 441 nucleotides long. The record is from the annotation of a GenBank genome assembly. NCBI's taxonomy places the organism in Eukaryota, Viridiplantae, Streptophyta, Magnoliopsida, Fabales, Fabaceae.